This is a messenger RNA of Maylandia zebra (zebra mbuna), 581 nucleotides long. NCBI's taxonomy places the organism in Eukaryota, Metazoa, Chordata, Actinopteri, Cichliformes, Cichlidae. The record is from RefSeq and is a predicted model, not a curated record.
AUCUGGAUACAUGCCGACAGAUGUGCUCUGGAUUGGCAUGAAUGACCAAAAGAACCAGAUGCUCUUUGAAUGGUCCGAUCACUCACAUGUCACCUUUACCCAGUGGCAGAGUGAUGAGCCCUCUCAUCUCACCAGCUUCCAAGAGGACUGUGUCCUGAUUCAAGGAAAGGAUGGUAAGUGGGCAGAUCACACUUGUGAGAAGUUGCAUGGAUAUAUGUGCAAGAAGAAGGCCUCGGCUAAACCAAUUGGAGGCAGUCUAGCAGAAGUCAACAAAGGGUGCACUCUUGGAUCAAUCAGGUUUGGUUCAUACUGUUAUAACAUCGGAGCUGAGAAAAAAACCUUUGAAGAGGCAAAGCAGGCAUGCUCAGGGGCUGGUGCGAACCUGGUGGAUGUGUCUGAUAGAUAUGAGAAUGCUUUUCUGGUCAGUUUGGUGGGCUUGAGACCAGAGAAGUACUUCUGGACAGGCUUAUCGAACACAGAAGACAGAAACAUGUUCAAAUGGAUGACUGAAAGAGCGGUCACGUUCACUAAUUUCAAUGUGGGAAUGCCAGGUACACCUUAGACUCUUUAACCUUAUACAC